Molecule: messenger RNA, 1050 nt
Organism: Aspergillus sclerotioniger CBS 115572
Lineage: Eukaryota; Fungi; Ascomycota; Eurotiomycetes; Eurotiales; Aspergillaceae
Exons: 1
Coding region: 363-884 (173 amino acids)
Source: RefSeq, a predicted model, not a curated record
GUUAAUCUGCUCCGGGGUGGAUUUCUUCUACGGGCCAAGAAUUCAACGAAAAAGCGACAACAGUUUGGUUUCAACUCUGAAUCGCAUGGGCAUCCGGGUAGAUCUGGGUGGUUUGAAAUGGCGCUAGAGGGAUGCACGUUUGGUCACAAUCUACUGUGGUAUGUUCCCAAAGACCCGAAUGGAUGGGAUCCUGGGUAGCCAUGUCUCAAAUGGUGAAGAUCCAGUACCACCUGCAGGGAGCACACACGGUAGUCAAAGGUAUAAAGUCGAGCACCACCUGGCUUGUCAUUUCCCAACCCCACUGCCAACUGCCCUCUGCCAUCGCUCUACAUUAGAUAUCCGUCUCUUUUCGCUGCGUCCAGAUGCGUUUGAAGAUCCCUCUUCUGGCUGUGGCCCUUGGCCUGAUCCCCAGUGCCGGGGCCGACUUUUAUAACUUUGAGGGGCAGGGAGUCCUCCGAGUGUCCUCGGCUGAUGGCAGGACCCUCCGCGGCUGUAUCGCCUCCAACGCUGAAUGGUCUGAUGGGAAUGCAUGUGGCGGGAUUCUUGCCAACGGAGGUGGCCUGGUGAGAUCUGAGCAUGGGCUCAUCGGUCUCAAUCACAGCGUAAUCGCCAUCAUCUACCAGGGCGCCACCACCUGGCAAGCAACCUCUUACAAUGAACUCGUGAGUCUGCCAAGAGACUUCUUUCCCAUGCACAGGCCAACGGGGAUUUCGCAGGCUCAACCUCAGUUCAUCGUGGCCAAUGAGGGCAAUCAGGAGUACGGGGGAGGGGGUCCCUUCUGGUAUGCUGCGAGGGCUCCCACGGGGACCGAGUCGGUGGCACUCAGUGCGAACAGUUCGGAGGGGGCUCAAAAUGUCACGUUGACCUGGAUUCGUGUCCUGUGAUUCGGCGAUCGAAUGGGGAUGGAGUUGUAUUUAGAACAAGUUCCCAUGCACGUGCAGCAUACCAUACCAUACCUCCCUCUGCAUGGAAUACUUUUCUGUGUUCCAGAUUCACCAUAAAUUGCAAUCCAUACACUUCAUGAUGCCAUAAAGCAUCGCGCAAUCGCGU